This is a messenger RNA of Parasteatoda tepidariorum (common house spider), 3826 nucleotides long. RefSeq lists its product as uncharacterized. The record is from RefSeq and is a predicted model, not a curated record. NCBI's taxonomy places the organism in Eukaryota, Metazoa, Arthropoda, Arachnida, Araneae, Theridiidae. Gene Ontology annotation, molecular function: protein binding.
CUCCUUCUCACCUCAAAUAAGUUACGCGCUUGCCGGCUCAUUUGUUCGAAUGGGAUGGGGAUGUAGGGAGAGUGAGUGAUCUAGUGAUACCGAUUUGCCAAUAUUUUUAAGGAUUUGUAGGAAAAAAACUAAAAUAUUAUCAAUCAACCAAUUAUUUUUCUUUAUGAUAAACUAUUAAAAAUGUGAUAACAUCUUCUGUUUUGUUGCAUCAAUUAAAGAUGGCUUAAGUUGCAAGAUAAAAUAGUUCGACUUGUGACCUUUUUAAGUUUGCAACGAAUUUCCACUAUAUUAUGGUUCAACACGGAGCUCAAAAUGAAGAUGUAUUGGAUCUUUGGAAACUUACUCUUUUAUAUCUUUUUGUGGACUUUUAAAAUUACGGCAGCGUAUGAGGAAUUUUGCGAAGAAUUUUUUCCUGAAAUGAUGUGUACUUGUGAUGUAGAUUAUUUGCACACAAAAAUGAUGUGUUUUGUACAAUCUGACAUGGAUGAAGAUAAUAAACUUUGGCGAGAAAUGAGCUCUGUUGAAAAUGUAGUAGUUUUAAAACUGAAUGCAAAUUUGCGAGUUAUCAGGUUUACUAAAAUUCCAUCCGAUAGUUUGAGACGGAUGGCUUUUUUGGAACACUUGGAAAUACAGCAAGCCAAUUUGACCGAGCUGAAAUCGUAUGCAAUAUCGGACUUGAAAAUUCUUCGCGUUCUGAAAUUGGAAAACUGUGAAAUUUCUGAAUUGCAAUCAAAUGCCAUCACAAAUUUACCACGCCUAAAAAAAUUAUCACUUAGUGAUAAUCUAAUCGAAGAAAUCAACGCGGAUGCAUUAACUAGUCUUUUGGAACUUGAGAAUCUUUUUCUGGAACGGAAUCGCAUUUCUCGAAUUGGAACUUGCGCAUUUUGCGAUCUUCAGAACUUGAGGGAAUUAAAUUUGUUCGAGAACGAAAUCGAAGAUCUCACCGAGUACAUGUUCCGUGGAAUCCGUCUUCUGACUCGUUUGGAUCUGUCAAAUAAUAAGAUACGGAUUUUGAAUGACAAGAUUUUUCACGCAUUGCCAAAACUGGACGAUUUAGACUUGCAUAGUAAUGCGAUUUACCACAUCGGGCCACGAGCUUUUCAAGGAUUAGAAAAAUUGCGUAGUCUUAAUUUGAAGAUGAACAAAAUCAAAAUGCUUCCGGACGCCGUCUUUAAGUCAUUACCAAGCUUGAGAUCUGUUGAUUUGGAUAAGAAUGAAUUGAUUACCCUUCAGGAGGAAGUUUUGAAGAACAUGGAUAAAGUCAAAGAUCCUCAUUUUUAUUUCCAUGUAUCGAAUAAUUCUUUCGUAUGCGAUUGCAGACUAGCUUGGGUAAAAACAUAUAUUCACCACAAUUACAGUUAUUACUUGACAAAGGAGCUGAUGCAACUUCAGUGCCAUACAGAAGAUGAAAAGCUUUCCAUGCAAUUUGCGCAUAAAAUGAAAAUGGAUUGCAGCAAGUUUGUAGAGCAGCAGAAAACGACGACGACGACAACACCUUGGCCAGUUACAGAGCAACCUGCCAAGUUGGUUCCCUAUGAAAUUCACAAGUCUAAGAACAGAACAAUCAAUGAUUUGUCAGCUGACAGUGAAAACAACGAUAUUAUUCAAGAUAGUGAAGCUAUCGAUAACAGUGAUGAAACUAAUGACUCUGGUCCAUCAGGAUCUAAAGCUGUUGUUGCCGAUUUUAAUUUAAUAAUGUUAGCGACUCUCUUGACUUUGUUUCUGGUACGGAAACGAAAAGGAACGUGUUUUUAAAUAUUGAGAUUAUAGUUUUCAAUGCUUAACAGUUAGGUUUCUGAAAUCUGGUCAAUUUGUUUACAUGAUGGUAGUUCGUUAAAUAAUCCUUUGUGAUUAUGUCGCAGUAUUCGCGGAAUUAUACUCAAUGUUACUAAUUCUUAACCUACAAAUUAUCUGGUUUCCUAAUAAGAAAUCAGGACACUGAUUUGUUUUUUAAGAAUAAAUGAAUGAAUCACACCAUUUCUGAAAAUAUUUUAUCAGGAUAUCAUAAUUUUGGAAAUUGAAUUGUGAUAAACGAAUUGUCAAAGGAAUUUGUAUCAGUUCAUGUCACUGAUAAAGAUAUGAACCAAAGUCAUUUGAGUAAUUCAAUUGUCAUUUUUGUGGGAUUGUACAAAGGUCUGAGACUUUUAACUUCAUUGAUAAAAGAUGGGUAUCAUACUUCGAAGAUUUCCACAGAUUUUUUAAAAGAUUUCUUGAUCAUAAAAGAGAUGAAUUUUUAGAAUGGGUGCCACAGGCUUGUCAGUCUUUUGAAGUAGAAUUUCUAUUAAAUAUAUUUUUCAUAUUUUUUCCUUGAUUUGCAUUAAUUUAGAACAAAAUCGUUUGGAUUUUAUAAUUUAGUACAAAUAUAUUUCUGAUAAUCUAACAGAUUUUUUUAGUAACUUUUAGACUUUUUUUAUGAUUUAAAAAUACCAAAAUAUAUUUUUGCUAAUAAUCAGAGCGUCAGAAAGAAAUAUAUAUAAUAGGGAUACAGAUAUCCCAUCUGCAUCAAAGAGUUAAAGAUAUUAAAAAGGAAUAAUUUUCUUCAAAGAAUUGGUUGAAUGAACUACUUGUUGCUUAUAAUGCUCCUAAAUUUGAAAAAAAAAAAAUAGAUCAGUGUUUUUAAGCAAUCAAUUAAUAUUUUCCUCCACUGAGCUCUUCUUUGACAAAGAAGCUGAAUAGCUUCAGCUCUGUUUUUUGUAUUUGCCACUUAAUUCUUCGUACAAAGGUAGUUAUUGCUUUGUGACGUCAUCAGCAAAGGUGCAAUUUAUUGAACUACUAACGUUGUAUUUAUUCUCUUUAAGUUUUGUUCAUUUUAAGUAUGAAAUGAUUUUGAUUGUAUUUAAAACACAAAUAAAUCGAAUUUAAAACUGUAUUUAAUUUGUUUACCGUAAGUUAAUUGCAAGUGGUUUUUGCAAGUAAUUUAUUUCAAGUUGAUAAAAAAGUAUUUUUAUAUCUGAAAUUUAGAUGUUAGUUAUUUUUUCUUUGCUUUAAAUUUAAUUUAAAAUAAUUGUAAUUAUUAAUUUAUUGCAAAUUUAUUACAUAUUAUUGAAUGAAAAUUGAUAACAAAUAGUAUGAAGAAAAUUGAUUUGUUUAACUUUGGAGUAUUUUUGUCUUUCGUUUUAAAUUUGUAUUAUAUUUAUAUCUAUUUUAAGUUUAUUUGAUGUGAUGCUUGUAAAUAAUUCCUCUAAAAAUAUUAAAAAUGAAUUAUUCUUUUGCGCAAAAUUUGAGUUAGAGCUCUUUUUGUCUUUUGUUUCAUAUUUUAUACCUACUUUCUAGUUGGUUUUGAGUCAAAAUAUUAUGUAAGAAAUGUAGUGUGUUAAUUUCCUUUGCAAAGUUUUUGAAUAGAAUUGUCUAAUUUGGUAUGAGAACAAUUUCUUUUAUAUUAUUACCACUGAUCGCCUUAUAUUAUUAACACUUCUCAUUUCAAUCUUAUAAUUUUAUUUUUUGAACUUUUUUUAUUAUUGAAGUAUUAAAAGAUUCUACAAUAAUUUAUGGUUCUCAUUAUGUUUUGGUAAUAUAUUGCGAUAGCCAACUGAAUUUAAAAGAAGUCAUAAAAUUUACUUUCUAGUAAAAAAUGUAUUAAAUUUGGUGAAAUUUUGCAUAAGACAUGAUUAUUUUAAUUUUACCUUUAAGUGUUUUAUGGAAAUGUAUAUUUUUCUUCAUUACAUCAUCAAAAAGUUAAGCUUUGCAGCUAAUUCUUUUGCAUCAUCAUUAUGUUUUAAAAUUAUAUAUUUUGUUUAAUAAAGUAGACAAGUUUGUCGUUCUGUGCUUGAAUUUGUAACAUUUCUUUUGUUCGAGCUUAAUAACAAACUAAAUUUUGAAAUGCUGU